Phytophthora nicotianae INRA-310 is the source of this 412-nucleotide messenger RNA. RefSeq lists its product as hypothetical. Bases 193 to 330 code for a protein of 45 amino acids. NCBI's taxonomy places the organism in Eukaryota, Oomycota, Peronosporomycetes, Peronosporales, Peronosporaceae. The transcript has a single exon. The record is from RefSeq and is a predicted model, not a curated record.
ACCCCGUUACACCUACCUUGGAAAGAAGAUCGUCGACGUAUUAGUCAUAGCCCACACAAGGACAAACAGAAGCCGGAUUGAUAACGCGCAAAGACCUGGUCAGUCUGCCCUGCCCCCUGAUGUGCGACCCCAUUGAGGACUACUUCUCGGUAAAUCACUCUCUAUCGAGACGAGAUCUGUGAUCGCAGUAGCAUGGUCAACACGAUGCAGUUCCUCGAGCGAGCUUUUCGCAACAGUAUUAAGAAAAUCACGCCUAUGUUAGUCACGAAAAUGGAACCUCACACUCAAGACGCCGUGAAUGUUGCGGAAGAUAUGAAGGACGUGGUCUAAGGAAAGUAAACGGAUAGGAACUGUCUCCACCUAUCCACUUUGAAUGCACCAAAUCUUAUUUUAAAUUUCGAUUUGCUUUCCC